UGGUCUGAAGAGGUGGAGCAUAGAGUCACCAAAACGUUCCCAGGAUUAAAAAUGUUGUGUCGGCUUGCAUUCGCUUUGUUGUGAAUACUGAGGAAUAAUUUAAUUGAUGUAUUUAAGAUGGUUGAAGAAAUUAUGAAAAUAAAUUAUUUCUUUACGUGGCAGACUCAGAACAAAAGCAAUUAUGACUCCUCCGGUUGAUGGGGACACAAUAUUGGACAUAGAGUCGGAGCCAGUGGUAGUAGAGUUUGUUCACACAAACGAAAAUAGGUUAAAAAAACAUUGCCUGUACUGCGAGUGAAAAAGCUCGGUGCCCGAGGUUUAGCUCUUACUGUGAGGAAGUCCGCCGCUGCAAGGUGACAGUGACAAUCGACGAACCCACUCAUCUUACCCGGAGUAGAAAAACUAACGCACUUCCGUUUUUGUUGUCGCUCCUUACGCUGAGCACUUUGGGCAGUCUUUCCCUGAUGCCCGUGCUUUUUAUUCUGAUGAGUUUUGGAGAAAACCAUUGGAUUAAAUUUUCACAAAAAAAAUAGCUGUCUGACUGGGAUUGUGCAUUCUGUACGCGAUUUGAGACUGGUUGAAUAAUGAAUCAGCCGGCCGGAACUGUUAUGAGAGGUUGUGUUUCAGACGGGAUGCAAGCGUGAGCGGGUAGAGGCGGGAAAGUGAGCUCGCGAGCCGGCGGUUUGAGGACUUGAACAACCCAACGGGGUGGCCCGGAGGAUGGAGGCCCGGGUCGGCCGCGUGCGUUGCUCCUCGAAGCGCGCGGUUUUGGCCGCGCUCGAGCGUCUGACCGAGCCGCUACGGAAACGACUGAAAGACCUCCCGCAGGAUGCCCAACAAAUAUUUGAGACUGCUGUUCAGGAGAAUAUCCUUGUCAAUGGCCUAUUAUGGCAAGAAGUCUCAGAAGAAGAUGAGCUCAAAUAUGGUAGCGACGUAAGGGCUUUGGAUGAUGAUUUGGAUGAAUGCAUUAAAGAGACGGCCUCAAAACGUAAGCAGUUUCCAAGGAAGAUUGUUGGACACCUUGCUAGGACCAUGAAAGCAGAAAGGGAAUUACUAAAGCUAUAUCAGCCUGCGGUAAUGACCCAAUUAAAAACAGAAGUUCAUCCAGAACAAGUAUCCAAGGAGAAGGAGUUGGUGAAAAUUGCAUCAAAUAUUUCUCGAGAUAUGAGUGACAUUAUGAAGCAUUUACCAACAUUUAUGGAGAAAGCUGAAGGACUUUUGCAAACUCUAACUCUUGUUCCCAUUAUGAAGCAAUCCCAGACAAACAAAGCAAUAUUCUCAACCCCCACAGAGAUGUGUUUCCAAAAUAGCAAUGAACAAACUCUGCUGCUUGGAAAAUCUGAUGUCACUCCCAUAGAAACUGAAAGAAAAUUGAAGAGUCGUAAGUCACACAAAAGUAAAGUACAUUCUUCCAUUAAUCGAAGAUAUCCAAAGCGAAGACUGCAUCUUGGUCAGUAAUCCUGCAAAAUAUUUAGUGGCAACAGAUAGCUUGUACGUUAAUAGCAUGGGUUUUUUUUUUAGUAUUUUUAGCCAGGUUUGGCGUAAAGUUCGAUCGUUGGCAUCUCAGUUUGGAACUGCUUAGAGUACAGUCCACAAAGGUAUUUAUCCAAAAUUGUUUAUUCAUAUAAGAAUGUAUACUAAUAAUGUCCAGCCCUGAGGAAAAGUCUUAACGCGAGAAAAUUAAUUAGAUUUGAGAAUUGUUUGAAUAGAUGAAACCUAAAACACAUUUGUCACCUAAUUUGCAAGAGAGUUAAUCUUGUUCAGAUUUUUGUAUUUCAGAAUCUGACUCAAUAUUGUUUAAUGUUAGAGUUCCAUUCCUGUUUUAGGACUAAAACCCCCAGAAAAGAUUUUUAAAAUUAUGUAUAAAUAGCUUGAUUUUUUUUUGUAAUCGUUACUUUUUUCUCUGCUUUCAUUUAAUUUACUUUGUAUUGAAAUACUAGAUAUGUUCAUUUAAGAGCAGUCUAUAAUUGUGACUGUCAGUUACUUCACAUCUAACAAAUAAUGACUCCAUUAAAAAGAACUUGUAUAAACAUUGCAUGGAAAAUGAAAUGGAAAUGAAUUUGUUAUAUAAAUGGGCAGUGAAAUGUGAAUAGUUGAUUGGCCACUUCUAAUUAUCUUGUGUAAGAUAAGUUUUUUUUUAAAAGUGUGGAAUAACACAUACCUACUGGUUCUUUGAAAAUUGUAAACUUCAAAUUGUAAAUAUCCAAUGUCUAUCUUUGAAUGUUU
This is a messenger RNA of Hemiscyllium ocellatum (epaulette shark), 2226 nucleotides long. It is a transcript of the gene nsl1, whose product is annotated as NSL1 component of MIS12 kinetochore complex. The transcript is spliced from 6 exons. Bases 721 to 1458 code for a protein of 245 amino acids. Gene Ontology annotation, cellular component: MIS12/MIND type complex; kinetochore. Lineage: Eukaryota; Metazoa; Chordata; Chondrichthyes; Orectolobiformes; Hemiscylliidae. Gene Ontology annotation, biological process: mitotic sister chromatid segregation. The record is from RefSeq and is a predicted model, not a curated record.